Messenger RNA from Peniophora sp. CBMAI 1063, 1440 nucleotides. NCBI's taxonomy places the organism in Eukaryota, Fungi, Basidiomycota, Agaricomycetes, Russulales, Peniophoraceae. The record is from the annotation of a GenBank genome assembly.
AUGUCGGCGCCGUCGUACUUGAAGAUAUCUGGCACCAAGAUCGUCGAUGGUGAAGGCAAGGAGAUCAUCCUUCGCGGUGCUGGUCUUGGUGGAUGGAUGAACAUGGAGAACUUCAUCUCUGGAUACCCCGGCUGCGAGUUCCAGAUUCGCGAGACGCUCGCCGACACGAUCGGCGCUGAGAAGUCCGAGCUCUUCUUCGACAAGUUCCUCGAGUACUUCUUCCAGGAGGAAGACGCCAAAUACUUCAAAAGCCUCGGCCUGAACUGCAUCCGCAUCGCGUUCAACUACCGCCACUUCGAAGAUGACAUGAACCCGCGCGUCCUCAAAACCUCCGGCUUCAAACACCUCGACCGCGUAAUCGACCUCUGCGCCAAGCACGGCAUCUACACAAUCCUCGACCUGCACACCGCGCCCGGAGGGCAAAACACGGACUGGCACGCCGACGCCGGCACGCACAUCGCCAACUUCUGGCUGCACAAGGACUUCCAAGACCGCGCGGUGUGGCUCUGGGAGGAGCUCGCGAAGCACUACAAAGACAACACCUGGAUCGCGGGGUACAACCCUUUGAACGAGCCCACCGACGCGCGCCACACCCGGCUCGUCAGCUUCUACGACCGUCUGCACAAAGCGAUCCGCGCCAUCGACCCGCACCACGCCAUCUUCCUCGACGGCAAUACCUUCGCGUCCGAUUUCUCUCACUUCGGCGAGGCGUACAAGGCGUGGGACAACACCGCCUACUCGAUCCACGAUUACAGUUUGUUCGGCUUCCCGGCGAGCCCGGAGCCGUACAAGAGCAGCGAUGUGCAGCGGCAUCGGUUGAGGCGGAGUUACGAGAAGAAGCGGGAGUGGAUGGACAAGAAUGGGCUCUGUGUGUGGAAUGGGGAGUGGGGGCCUGUGUAUGCGCGGACGGAGUAUGAGGGGGAUAAGACGGAUGCGAUCAAUGAGGAGCGGUUGACUGUGCUUAAGGAUCAGCUCGCCAUCUACAACAAGGACCGCCUGAGCUGGUCGAUCUGGCUCUACAAGGACAUCGGCUUCCAAGGCAUGGUCCACGUCUCGCGCCAAACGCCCUACAUGACCCUCUUCAAAUCCUUCCUCGCCAAAAAGCACAAACUAGCCGUCGACGCCUGGGGCGCGGACUCCUCCGCCAUCGACCACGUCUACCAGCCGCUCAUCAAGCUGAUCGAGCAGGAGAUCCCAGAGAAGAACCAGACGCUGUACCCGUGGCCCGUGUGGAAGCUCGACUCGCGCGUGGGGCGGCUCGCGAGGAAUAUUCUGGUGAGCGAGUUCUUGGUGCAGGAGUGGGCGGACCAUUUCAAGGGGAAGAGCGAGGAGGAGAUCGUGGAGAUUGCGAAGAGCUUUGCGUUUGAGAAUUGUUUGCAUCGGGAUUCGCUGAACAAGAUUCUUACGGAUAACGCGACGCUCGUGUCGAACGGCGCGUAG